This is a messenger RNA of Helicoverpa armigera (cotton bollworm), 889 nucleotides long. RefSeq names its product bombyxin A-1 homolog. NCBI's taxonomy places the organism in Eukaryota, Metazoa, Arthropoda, Insecta, Lepidoptera, Noctuidae. The record is from RefSeq and is a predicted model, not a curated record. The transcript is spliced from 3 exons. Gene Ontology annotation, molecular function: hormone activity. Gene Ontology annotation, cellular component: extracellular region. The coding region runs from base 141 to 506 and encodes 121 amino acids.
CAUCGAAAUUCAUUAACCGCCUUUAUUGUAUGGUAUUGACAAGUUGGAAUAUUAAUUAUCAUGGAGGGGUAUAAAACGGAAACUUGCUCCUUAUUCAAGCACAUUCGAGCUACGUGUGUUCUGAAAAUAAGGUGUUAAAGAUGAAUUCCCACCAAUCCAUCGUCCUCCUAGCUCUCACCAUCACGCUGUGCUCGGCGCACAUCGGGGGUGGUCAGGUCUCGUUCCAGGAUGCCAACCCGCAGGUGUACUGCGGCCGGUCCCUGGCCAGAGCCCUGGCGUUCCUCUGUCCUGAUGACGGAGGCUCCGAGAUCAAGCGCUCCGAUGCUGGUUCCAUGUAUAAUGCAAUUCUACCACCUUACUACAAAGAGCAGGAAGGGUUCGGCUGGCCUUGGCUGGCUCCUCACAAGGCCCGGGGCAUGUCCCUUCCCUCCCGAGGCAAGAGGUUUGUCGUCAACGAGUGCUGCGACAAGGCCUGCAGCCUCAGCGAGCUGCUCUCGUACUGUUAAACAGUAUGUCAAAUGCUGUGUUGCUAGCUGGAAGAAUUUGUGAAGGUCUUUGAGCUCUUGUUGUAGUAGCCUGUUUUGUUAGACUGUGGUUAGGUUUGUGUUAUUCAGUAUUAUUGUUUAAGAAAUUCUGUAAAGAUGGAAUUCCAGCAAAUCUUUACCGCUUUAAUUGUAUAUUGGGGAUGUAAAAAACUUAGCAGAAAAUUGUUUGAAUACAAAAAAUUAAAACCUAAGAAAAUCUCCAAUACAAUUUCUUUCAAGUUUUAUUGUCCUGCUCUUAAAUAUUAAAAUGAAAAGAGCAUUUUAACUGAUAAAUAAUAAAUGUCCCACGUUGGCAACACAGCGGGAGCACUAUUUUUCUAAAUUAUUAUUUCAUCUCGAUGGAU